Molecule: messenger RNA, 549 nt
Organism: Prunus armeniaca (apricot)
Lineage: Eukaryota; Viridiplantae; Streptophyta; Magnoliopsida; Rosales; Rosaceae
Source: the annotation of a GenBank genome assembly
AUGGACUCUGGCUUUGACAGAAUUUGCUUUCAGUUAGAUUUCCGAUGCACCAACAACAUGGCUGAAUAUGAAGCUUUAAUCAUUGGCCUCGAAAUGCUGGGACUUCCCUUCGACCCUAGCACCUACCGUUUCGUCAAGCAUUUCGCCUUCCUAAGAACAAAAGAAAAGCUGCAAAGGCAGAAUCCUCUCGGCCUCGCAACUGCAGUAUUGAAGGCCGAGGCCGAAGGCCGUAAAAGACACGGCCUAAAAAAGCUAUGGUUGAAUCACCACGUGGCCUCAGGGCCCCACGCUCCAUUUAAUGAAGUAAUGCCUCUGACUUCGCAGCAAAACCCACUAGCCACAAGAGGCAUUCAAUGCAUAAGGGAAGUGACUGAAAUCACCAACCACCAGACCAGGGCAUUAAAUGCGUUCCCACGGCCAAGGGGGCAGAACACACAAUCAGGGCGGUGGCCGAGAUUUAUCGAGAUUUAUGGGGGUCACACUACCAUGCUUCUCAACCCCAAACCACCAUGCUUCACGAUCCCAAAUGCCGAUUUGACUACCCACUAG